CUUUCGCUAAUAACCUGGAAGACUUCCGGAGCGAGGUGACGUUUCCAGCGUUCCUUCCUACGUAAUCUCCAGGCGGGGCCGGGAGGUUCUAAGGUGGUGAGCCUUGUUAAUUUCUAGGAGGGGACCAUUUAUUGAAGAAAGACCUAAGAAAGUAUUAGGACUGGCAGCCUCUUUUACCAUCCGACUUUUUAAAAUCUUCACCUAAGGAUAUGUUUUUAUUGAUUUUAGAGAGAGAGAGAAACAUCCAUGUGAGAGAGAAACAUCAACUAGUUGUCUCUCAUAUGUGCCUCAACUGGGGACCAGAUCUACAACCCAGGAGGUAGAUAACUGAAAGGAAUCCACUCCACUGCUGCAACCAAACCAGAUGCCUUCUUCUACUUCCUCAGACCAAGGAGAUGACCUGGAGGCUUGUGUUUUGAGAUUUUCAGACUUGGAUUUGAAAGACACAAGUCCUACCAACCCCAGUAGCAAUCUCAAAGCAGAGCUAGAUGUCAAUACAAAGAAGAAGUACUCGUUUGCAAAGAAAAAGGCAUUUGCCCUUUUUGUCAAAACCAAAGAAGUUAUAGCACCUUCUUAUAAAUGUGAAGAAAAGUGGUGGAAAUGCUGUCAGCAACUGUUCACGGACCAGACCAGCAUCCACAGACAUGUGGCAAUACAACAUGUUGAUGAGAUUCGCCACCAGACUGCUUCUAUUUUAAAGCAGCUGGCUGUGACAUUGAGCACCUCAAAGGAGCUUAAGUCUGCAGACAGAAGGAACCCUCCAAGGGAGCACCUUACCCGAAACCGUGAAGUAUCUGCUUGGCUCCCGGAUACUAGUUGCUUUAGCCCUGAUGAGCUGAUAAGUGGCCAGGGCAGUGAGGAAGGAGAGGUGCUACUUUAUUACUGCUACCAUGACCUGGAGGAUCCCCACUGGAUCUGCGCCUGGCAGACAGCUCUGUGUCAGCGCCUGCACCUCACAGGCAAGGUGCGAAUUGCUACAGAAGGAAUCAACGGGACAGUUGGUGGAAGCAAACUGGCCACCAGGCUCUACGUGGAAGCCAUGCUUUCCUGCCCAUUGUUUAAGGGUUUUCUGUGUAAGGACGAUUUUAAGACCAGCAAAGGAGGAGCUUGCUGUUUCCCAGAAUUGCGUGUUGGUGUAUUUGAAGAAAUUGUGCCUAUGGGGAUCAGUCCCAAUAAGAUCUCCUACAAGAAGCCUGGAAUCCAUUUAUCUCCAGGUGAAUUUCAUAAAGAAGUAGAAAAGUUUUUGUCUCAGGCAAAUCAAGAACAAAAUGAUACCAUCCUACUGGACUGCAGAAACUUCUAUGAAAGCAAAAUAGGACACUUCCAAGGCUGCUUAGCCCCAGACAUCAGGAAAUUCAGUUACUUCCCUAGCUACGUUGACAAAAAUCUAGAACUCUUCCGAGAGAAGAGGGUACUGAUGUAUUGCACGGGGGGCAUCCGUUGUGAGCGGGGUUCAGCCUACCUCAAAGCCAAGGGAGUGUGCAAGGAAGUGUUCCAGCUCAAGGGUGGCAUCCACAAGUACCUGGAAGAAUUUCCUGAUGGUUUUUACAAAGGGAAGUUGUUUGUUUUCGAUGAGCGUUACGCCUUGUCCUACAACAGUGACGUAGUGUCAGCGUGUUCAUACUGUGGAGCCCCCUGGGACCAGUAUAGACUCUGCUCCACUCCCCAGUGCCGCCAGCUUGUCCUGACCUGUCCCACCUGCCAAGGACAAGGCUUCACAGCCUGUUGUGUCACCUGCCAAGACAAAGGGAGCAGGCCUGCGUCGAGCCCUGCCCAGAACAGCUUUAAGGAGGAAUGUGAGUGCACAGCCCGCCGGCCGCGCGUACCCAGCGACCUCCCGCCCCAGGCGCAACUCCCCGUGAGCCCAGAACCGGGACCCAACGGUGGUGAGGACGGGCCGUGCCCGUGUGAGCGGCGCCGUCGGCAUUCCCCGAAGCCUGCGCCAAGCCCAGUUUGAGGUACCCUGUACUGGAGGACAUCAGGCUGCAACAACAGAGAAAUGGGGGACUUUGGUGCCGGCCAGUGCCAGCAUGUCAGACUGGUCACCAUAUUGGCCACCUGUACUUCACUAGAGCAGGGAAGUGGGAGUUGGUGCUGACCGCUUACCUGAGAGAUUCUGACUCAGAAAAUUCGACAGCAUAGAAAAGGGUGAGCUCUGUGGGGUCCCCAAGCAGCUGAGGGAUAGGCUAUGUCCUUUCUGUGCCAUGCGGCAGGGCUGGUAGUAGUCAUUUUUCUUGCCACCAAACCUGACUGUCCUGAUGGCAAAAGUGUGAAAGCUGUGGCCCUGGAAGUGGACCCCUUGGAACCAGUCCCUUUAGGUCACCUGCUGUCCACCCCUGCCCUCGCCUCGUCUCUGUUAGCCCGAGAGCACUCGACUGGGAUCUGCAGACUACGGCAUUUGGCCCAUCUGCUUUUGUAAAUAAAGUUUUAUUGGAAUAGCCACACCCAUUUGUUUACAUAUGAUUUAUAGCAGAAUUAAGUAUUUACAACAGAAAGAUUAUGGCCUGCAAAACCUAUAUUUACUAUCUGGUCCUUUAUAGA
This is a messenger RNA of Pteronotus mesoamericanus, 2541 nucleotides long. RefSeq names its product thiosulfate sulfurtransferase like domain containing 2 (gene TSTD2). The transcript is spliced from 11 exons. The record is from RefSeq and is a predicted model, not a curated record. NCBI's taxonomy places the organism in Eukaryota, Metazoa, Chordata, Mammalia, Chiroptera, Mormoopidae. Bases 365 to 1957 code for a protein of 530 amino acids.